Penicillium odoratum is the source of this 1494-nucleotide messenger RNA. RefSeq lists its product as uncharacterized. Bases 1 to 1494 code for a protein of 497 amino acids. The transcript has 4 exons. The record is from RefSeq and is a predicted model, not a curated record. Lineage: Eukaryota; Fungi; Ascomycota; Eurotiomycetes; Eurotiales; Aspergillaceae.
AUGGAGAAAUACGCCAAAUUCAGCACUCUUCUGGCUUCAUGGUCCUCCUGGCUUCGGAAAGAAAUCAAUUGUUUGCCCCUUGGCUUUAACACUAUCGAGGAGAAAUACGAUAAUUGGGCCUUUCGAGGUCUUGACCACGAAUCCAUUCAGUACGACGAAGUCUGGUCCCUGUUCUGCGCUGCCACUGAGCAAUAUAAGCGGAUAUAUUUGAUCAUCGAUGGGCAUGAAGAAAUCGAGCCUCAUGAACAAGGGCGGUUCCUGGAUGCAAUAAGCCAUCUCUUCGCCAAAGGUGCAGCCCAUUGCAAAGUUGCAAUCUCAAUUCGCGAUUCUCCAGAGAUCAGUCACCUUGAUAGACAUCACCACUUGAGAAUUUGCCCAUCUGACAAUGAGGAUGACAUUCGCAACUUAGUUAUUACAAGGAUAGGAAAGAACAGUCAAAUGAGUCUGUUUGGACGAGAUAUUAGCUCUGAAACUAAGGAAUACCUGCUCCAUUUUCUCGUACAGCGUUCUCGAGGAAUGAUUCUAUGGGUACAGUUGCAGCUCGACGAGCUUGUCCAUGCAACAACGUAUGACGAGAUGGUGUCUCUUAUUGAUAAAUUCCCUACAGGUCUCAAAUCUUUAUAUCGUAGCCUCUGGGACCGUGUCAAUCGGCAACGGGGAUCCAAACGCAUUUUGGCUUGCGCUGUCUUGGAGCUCUUUACCUUCACAGAAUAUCCAAUCAGGCUGAACUGCAUGAAGCGAGUGAUUGAACAGAGAACGCAAUCCGCAAGCCUAUAUGCGGAUGACAUCAAUCUAACUCUGAUUCUACACGUUUGCCACAGUAUGGUAGCGUAUGAUGAGCGACUCGAUACGCUCCAUUUUGUUCAUACGACAGCACGCCAUUACUUGGCAAAGAGACUAGAUGCGCAGCUUGCUCAUGCGUGGCUUGCAGAGACUUGGCUGCAAGAGCUCCUCCGCUUUGCGUCCACUUCCUCAUCUACAUUGGAUUACACCAAUAUUGAGUCAUCGAACGCUUCUGGUGUUGAUGUGGCGGUCAAUUUUACAUUGUGUGCUGCAAUGAGCUGGCACUACCACAGCCGCAAUUGCACAAAAACACCAAGAUACAAGAACACAGAGUUCGCUUUUCUAUCUCAUGCAACAGCGCCAGGUGUGUGGAUACGAAUUCUUAAUUCAGCGGAUGGUGUUCGCAGUAGCAGACUCCGCACGCUACUGGGUUUUCUUCGGGUAUGCCCGAAGAAAAUGGAUUCUCUUUUCCUAGUCGCGUGCUUCUUCCGCCUCGACGGCAUCUUCACCACUAGCCUGGCGAGUGGCGAGAUUACCACGGGCAAGAAUAUCAAAAUUCCGUCGUGGGAUCACAUCCGCACGUGCAUUUCGUGGGCUGGUCGAUUUUCUUCGUCUUCCUCAUGGCAAACCCCAGAACAGAUCAUUGCAGAAUACGCUAGAAUGACCAUCAAGAGUCUGGGGUAUUUGGGGGAGUUGUUUUUGAUUGCUUGA